Molecule: messenger RNA, 3230 nt
Organism: Phymastichus coffea
Lineage: Eukaryota; Metazoa; Arthropoda; Insecta; Hymenoptera; Eulophidae
Product: monocarboxylate transporter 3
Exons: 11
Coding region: 37-2340 (767 amino acids)
Biological process (GO): transmembrane transport; monocarboxylic acid transport
Molecular function (GO): monocarboxylic acid transmembrane transporter activity
Source: RefSeq, a predicted model, not a curated record
GGUUGGACUCAGUUGAGCGCCUACCGCGCCACUGGAAUGCACACGCUGCCGCUGACUUGUCACACCCUCGAAGGCACCGAGAUAGUGAUAGUCGUCUUCGCCGUCGCCGUCUUUGCCGUCAUCGUAAUUGUCGUCGAGUGCGUGUUGCUUGUGCAUUCGGAAAACUGCUCGCACAACUCAUUCGUCCUUUGUUUCCCUCGCGAGAAAAGCCAGCGCGCCAUUGGCGCACGUGCUGUUGCUUGCGGCCACGUGCUGCGACUAUUUAUAGAAAGUUUCGGAAGGAUGGCCGUAGCCGACAGGGAGCCCGACAAGGGCAAAGAGCCGCAGAUGAAGCAGAACGGAUACUCCAACCACGAGGUCAAGCCAGUAAGGGACGUCGACAGGAGUGACGAGGGCUACGUGGAGAUGGUGGUGCCGCCGGACGGCGGCUGGGGAUGGGUCGUGGUCGCCGCAUCGUUUAUGUGCAACUUGGUCGUCGACGGGAUAAUGUUUAGCUUCGGCGUGUUCCUGAGCCCGCUCUCGCAGCACUUCGGCGUGUCGAAGGCGAGCGUCUCGCUGGCGGGCUCGCUGCAGACCGGAUUCUACCUGAUGGCCGGGCCGUUCGUGUCGGCGCUGGCCAACCGCUACGGCUUCCGCCUGGUCGCCAUCGUCGGCAGCGUCAUUGCCUGCCUGUCCUUCGUGCUGUCGCACUUCGCCACCUCCAUCGAGUUCAUGUACGUGACCUACGGCAUCAUGGGUGGCAUCGGCGCCGGGCUGAUCUACGUGCCGGCGGUCAUCACCACCGGCUUCUACUUCGAGAAGUGGCGAGCGCUGGCCACCGGCAUCUCGGUGUGCGGCUCGGGCAUCGGCGCCUUCGUGCUGGCGCCCAUCUCGCAGCAGCUCAUCGACUCGUUCGAGUGGAAAGGCGCUAUCCUCAUACAAGCUGGCAUGCUGCUGAACUGCGCGGUGUUCGGGGCGAUGUUCAGGCCCCUGAAGCCGAAGCGGGUGAAGGUCGCGGCCAACCCCGAGACGGUCGCCAGCGGCAUCGAGCUGAGGACCACGAUAAUGUCGCAGGGCGUGUCGACCGCCUCGCUGCACGCCAGCCAGCCCAUCACCAACCGCUUCUUCGGCACGAACAACAACACCGAGUACCCGACCGCCGCCCAGGCUCUGGGCAGCGUCCACGACAUCGGCGCCAACCGCGCGUUUUCCAGCAGCAGCAGCAGCACCAGCCGAUCGUUGCACUCGCUGCACAAGGCCGUGGAGAUGCGCACGUUGGAGCGCCAGGUGAGCGCCUCGGAGAACCGGCUGUCCGUGCCGAUCUAUCCGGAGCUGGAGGUGGUCGACGACGAGGAGCUCAAGUCUGUCGAGGAGGAGAACAACCUGCUGGACGGUGACGCGGACCGCCUCAACGGCAAGGUGCCGACGAUACGCAGGCACACGAUCAGCGACCGCAGGAGUCGCGCGGACUCGGUCACCAGCCACAAGUCGUUCAAAGCGGACAAGCGCCGCGGCUCGGUCGCCAAGGAGCCGCAGCGGCCCUUCUACCGAGACGAUAUAUUUUACGGGGGCUCGCUCAAUAGACUGCCGCACUACAGAUCCCAGCUAUCAUCAGUGGGCUACCACAUGUCCGUGACCCGCCUCCCGACGGCCAAAGACGUGGCCGAAGAGGAGAGCGGCAGCUGCUACCUCUGUCCCGAGAGCGUGCGCCGAAUCCUCAGCACGAUGCUGGACCUCAGCCUGCUGAAGAGCCCGAGCUUCUUGAUACUGGCCAUCAGCGGCGGACUGACCAUGACGGGCUUCUACACGCCUUUCGUCUACAUAACCGAUCGGGCAAGGGCGGCGAAUCUGCCGCUGGACGAGACCAGUGCCAUGUGGCUGGUGUCGAUUAUCGGCAUCGGUAACACCAUCGGCCGUGUGGCGCUCGGCUUCGUGAGCAGUCUGCCCGGCGUGGACGCGCUCUUGAUCAACAAUGUGUUUAUCACCAUCAGCGGCCUGCUCACCAUGCUGUCGGGACUGUGGAUGACCCGCGGCUACCAGUUCUUCUACUCGGCCGCCUUCGGGCUCAGCGUCUCCGUCUUCGCCUCGCUGAGGUCGAUCCUCGUGGUUGACCUCCUGGGGCUGGAGAAGCUGACCAACGCAUUUGGACUGUUGCUGCUGUUCCAAGGGUUGGGAGCCACGAUAGGCGCGCCUCUCGCUGGCGCGUUCAAGGACUUCACCGACAGUUACGACGCGUCGUUCUUCUUCGCCGGCACGCUGAUCGUGCUCUCGGCGGCGAUCUGCUACCCGUUAAAGAAGAUCAACAACAGCGAGAAGUCCAAGGAUGCGGCGAGCAACGACGAGGAGCUGGCCAAGUCGUGAUGAGCGCUCGCGCGAGCAGUGUGCCAUACACGCGAGCCGCACGACCGAGCGGCGCGCGGCCUUGUCGCCGAGCUUGCGGAGGCGCGGUCAAUGCCGCGGGCCGCUCGCUCGCGCGCACGCUACACCUGACGAUAGUACUCACCGCGGACAGACCUCUUUUCCUUCUUCCUCGACGUGUCUUAUCCCGCGCGCAUUCCUCGACGCGAGCGCACUCGCCCCCGCGUCGAUCGCGCGCGCGCGCGCCCGCGAGACAGAGAAUAUACAUUUUGAUAAUUGCUUCUGUUUUUUUCCUUCUGGUUCCUAAAGCCGCCGUGAUCAAGGCGCCAUUGCCACGAGCGAGAAAGACGGUCCACGCAACGAUAACUUCCCGUCUCACCUCGCCAGCCAGUUUGUUCGGACCACGCGUUCGCUCUGUUUCUGUACAUAUCUAGAGAUUGUUCUAUACUGCAUCUCGCGAGAGAGAUGAGCGCGGCGUCGUGCGCCGAUCGCUCGCGUUCUCCUCUCCAAUGGUGCAUCAGCUAUCGCGCCAAACUUGCAUUUUUAUUGUAAUAUAUGUCUCGCAUCGUAUACACGUGCCUGUUGUGCCUAAUGUGUGUGUAGGUUAAUUUCAUCCUGUAUGAUCGUCGGCGCGCAAUACGUGGAACCAUAAUCCGUUUUUCUUCUUUCGGUUCAGACGAUAAACGCGCGCUUUUUAUUCCAGAUGAUUAGUUUCGCGAUAUUAGAGUCAAUUGUUUCUUCUUUUCUCGCGUGCAUCAUUAAACGCGCGAACGACUGUUAUAUAUAGACAUUGCGAAUCGCACAGAAUGUUACGAGCACAAAAAAGUAAUACAUUUGAUUUUACAGGAAUAGCAUAAUUCUAUAGUUUAUGAUCUUAGAUUUUUUAAAAAUAA